Suillus subalutaceus is the source of this 487-nucleotide messenger RNA. RefSeq lists its product as uncharacterized. The coding region runs from base 94 to 372 and encodes 92 amino acids. Lineage: Eukaryota; Fungi; Basidiomycota; Agaricomycetes; Boletales; Suillaceae. The transcript has 2 exons. The record is from RefSeq and is a predicted model, not a curated record.
AAGACAUCCUUCUCUCUAUCGAGAACUACAGUGCGAUACAGCACAGUGUUCGCGAGGUCAUGAAGGUGACGGGAGGUCAGAGUCACAGCGUGGAUGCCGCUUGGUAUCUCUGUUCUUUUGAGUCCCUUCGAGUCCGUUUUGAUGGUGCCAGCAAUAGGUGGUUUGUGGUCAGGCCACGUAGAAGAAAGAACGACUUCGGAGAUGAUCUGCAAAAGUACUUCGUUUGGGAGGCUUUCUAGAGCCGGAGCUGAGGAAAAUUUUGCGUUGUCAAAUGGGAUCGGCAUGCUGGCGAGCUUAUCGUGGAACUUCUCUAUAAAGUGGAUCAGUCCUUAUAGGACCUUGUGGUGUCCGGAAGUUGCGGUUUCCCGAUGACGGAGGGGAGAAGAAAAUGGAUGGCCAGUUUCAUUCGACCGUUCAUAGCUAGUGAAGCAGAAUUUCAACAUAUAUCCAGAUUCAGGAGGUGACUCAGGACGUCCCGACUCCCCAC